Aaosphaeria arxii CBS 175.79 is the source of this 1508-nucleotide messenger RNA. Its product is annotated as DNA repair protein. Gene Ontology annotation, cellular component: nucleotide-excision repair factor 1 complex. The coding region runs from base 165 to 1376 and encodes 403 amino acids. Lineage: Eukaryota; Fungi; Ascomycota; Dothideomycetes; Pleosporales. Gene Ontology annotation, molecular function: damaged DNA binding. Gene Ontology annotation, biological process: nucleotide-excision repair, DNA damage recognition; UV-damage excision repair; base-excision repair. The record is from RefSeq and is a predicted model, not a curated record. The transcript has 2 exons.
GUUGACGUUCAAGACUCAACUCCUGUCUUGGCGUGCAUCAUCGCCACCGAACCACCAGACUUCCUCAUUCCUUGUGCCGACUUGUGCAAUCUUGACUUCCAACGGUGCCUGGUGCAUUUUGUCAACGUCAUUCACAAACAAUAUCACUGUGAUAGUCAGCCACCAUGGUGGAUAACCAGUCGAAACAAGCAGCUCGCUCGAUGGGCGAUCUGUCCAUUGAUGCUGAGCAGAUCCGGCGGAUGGAAGAGGCUCGCCUCAAAGCCAAAGCAGCAGCGAAACAGCCUCAUAGUCUGAAUCCAAGUAGCUCAUCCGUCGCAGGGAUAAAACGCUCAUAUGAAAGCCACAACUCGUCCAACACUCCCAAGAAUCUGCGCGAUGCCUCUGCCACUUCCGGCCGGAGGCGAGAUGAGAACGGGUUCAUACAACCGCCUUCGAACGAUUUGAUCCAGCCCGCUAAAAAUUUUGGUCGUUCCGAGUACAUCGAAUACGAUUUCAGUAAGAUGACAGAUACCAAGGGAGGGUUUUUGAGUACAACGGAUGAUCCGCACAAUCGCGCAAUGUGGAGCGGGAAAGGGCGAGAGGAAGAAAAGCCUCCUGGCAUCUCCCUUGCCGACUGGGAACGUGAACGGGUGAGGAAGAAGUUGAGGGAAAACAGGGCGGGACCUUUUGAACCUGGUAUCUCUAUUCUGAACGCUACGGACGGGAAAUUCGAGGACGAGGCCAAUAUAGCUGCCGCAGAGAAUGAGGAUGUCGAGGAGUUCAAGGGAAAAUACGGGGAUGGCAAGCGCGACAUUAAGGGCAAAUGCCGGGAAUGUAGUACUCUGGAGAUUGACUGGAAAUGGCAGGACAUAUUCGGAAUUGGAAUCUGCUCUGGCUGCAAAGAGAAGAUGCCCGAUAAGUAUUCGCUACUGACCAAAACCGAGGCCCGCGAGGAUUAUCUUUUGACAGAUCCGGAACUAAAGGACGAAGAGUUGCUGCCCCAUCUCGAGCGUCCAAACCCGCAUAAGACGAAUUGGAAUAAUAUGCAGCUGUUCUUGCGUUUGCAGGUUGAAGCCUACGCGUUCUCGUCUCGGAAAUGGGGUUCUGCUGAGGCACUCGAUGAGGAGUACGAGAAGCGGCAACAGGUCACAAAGGCACGGAAAGAGAAGAAAUUCAAAAACAAACUCGAAGAGCUAAAGAAGCGGACGAGAUUUGAGGCGUACAAGAGAGCGAGGAUGGGAGAUCAGACCAACGGUGCAAACUUUGGAGAUAAGGUAAAAAGGUUUGGCGAGAAGCAUGUCCAUGAGUGGGGUAGAAGUGUCUUAGAUCCAGAGACCGGCAUGACCAGAAAGAGGUGUGAUGAAUGCGGUAUGGAGGUAGAGGAGCUAGAGUUUUGAACGUUGUUACGGCAACGAUAAAUGCAUGAGAAUAUUUCGAAACGAUCAUCGAACCUCACUUCCAGGUUAUAUAUGCAAGCUAACAUUGCAGUGACUUCGGGAGCGCUUUGGAUAGUGUAUUACGUCCCCAUG